Molecule: messenger RNA, 1902 nt
Organism: Periconia digitata
Lineage: Eukaryota; Fungi; Ascomycota; Dothideomycetes; Pleosporales; Periconiaceae
Source: the annotation of a GenBank genome assembly
AGUUUUCGGGACAGAUCUAUUCAAGAAUUAAAUCAAAGCUUUGUUAUUGCGUUUUGGUUUACGGACGAAAAGGUUGUGUUGCACAUUUGCGUACACGAGGCUGAGUCGGCCAAGACCCACUACCUACUACAUUGGACUCCGCCCCCAACUCAUCUGAUCAUGAACGAGAGCCGCCCACGCAAGAUUUUAAACACAGUCUCCUUGAUCUUUCGCCAAGGAAAGGACUUGCUUGUUUGCAGAUCCAUCUUAUAUGUGACGACCAUGACUGUCAAGAUAGAAGAAGACAAGACAGACGAACUAGGUUUGGAGAAUGGAUCAACCGAGUCGGUAUCAUUCUGGAGUUUCAUGAACGACGAUACCAAGAAAUUAGUCGAAGAAGAGUAUAAAAAGGCCGAUGAAUGCGCGACGUUCAAGAAAUGGUCGAAGGCAGAGCAGAUAAAGAUCAAAACGGCAUCAGUAGAAGAGCUGGAAGAUCUGAUGAACAAGUUCAGAGACCAAGCUGUUCGAGAACAAGACCGCUAUAAACAUGAUACCUCUCAUGGGUCUAGAGCCGAGCGCGGAAUCAUGAAGUUUUUGGAUGAUUUCAAUGGCUAUGUCCAAGCUUAUAAAGGAGUAGUAGAUGUCAUGAAGGGAGCGGGGUUUGGUCAGGGAGAAGCGGCAUACGGCGCUUUACAAUUAUUUUUAGUAACGGCCGUCAACAAGCAGAAGACCGAAGACUUUAUCGACAAGAUGCUGGUCGAACUUGGCCAGCAGUAUGAUCGAUUGCAAAGGGUAAAACCGGCCUACCCGACAGCAGAGAUGCAAAAGUACAGAGCAGUUUUAUAUCGAUUAGGCGUGGAGUUCCUCCACGAAGCUGCCCGGUACUAUUUGAUGAGCCCAUUUCGCCGGCUAGGUCAUCUGAUCGCCCGCCCACCUAGUAUAGGGGUCCAAAGAAUCGUCGAAGACAUCAAAAACGCGAUCCGCGAAACAGAAAGGGAGAUGCGGGCUAUCGAUGGGGCAAGACUUAACCAAAUGGAACGGACCCAAUGGCAGAUAGCACGUCGACAAAAAGAGGACAGAAUGACGCUAGAAGAGACCAAUACAUUUUUGGCCGCAUUGCAAACUGCGCGCGAUAACGACAGAUUGGACAUCCUACGUCGGCUCCUCCACCUGGAUACUUCCGACAGUGAUACGGACUUGGUAAAAUAUCGAGAGAGUCUCCUAGAAACAUUCCACUAUCCUAGGAAACUCCCGCCGUUGGAUGUUGACGAACAAGUGUUUAGUCGACCGGAUUUUAUUGCGUGGAAAGAGAAAAUUGGCUCCUCCCUCUAUUUUAUACAUGGUGCGACUGUAGCCCCGGAGCAGACGGUUUAUGGUUGGCUAUCCCCCGCAGCUGUUCAUUUGGUCAGCACCUUUGACUCGGCUUUUGGUGGCCGCAAAGAGUCUUCCGCACUCUUAUGUCAUUACCUGUUCCGGUCACCAGACGCUAUCAGCUCGAGCCAGGAGCGAACGGCACCAACCGUUGUCAUCUCAUCCAUCAUCCAUCAGGUGCUGAAAUCUGAAAUGGGCAAGCGUAUCACCCGUAAUGAAGACAGCUUCGCGUUCCUCAAGCAGAGCAUAGAUGCGUUGGAGAAAAGCUCGUCGAAACAAAUAGGGGCAAGGUGCCGGAAGCUAAAUAACGUGCUGAGCGGCAUGUUAAAGGAGCUAGAUGUGAAGUGCCUAGUGAUUGUAAUCGAUCGUCUAGACAAAUUGCAACUAGGGAUGGAGAACGUGAUGGAAAUUUUGGUGGAUUUGAUGGAGAAGACCAAAACCGCCCUGAAGAUAUUCCUGACAGCUCGAUCUCGCGCGGCCUUUGAAGAUGAGGACAUAAGAGAGCGACUGGGUGGACAGUACACUAGGGUAACACUGAAUCAAGAUGAUUGA